This is a messenger RNA of Pecten maximus, 5111 nucleotides long. Its product is annotated as lysine-specific histone demethylase 1A-like. The coding region runs from base 113 to 2404 and encodes 763 amino acids. Gene Ontology annotation, cellular component: nucleus. Gene Ontology annotation, molecular function: flavin adenine dinucleotide binding; protein binding; oxidoreductase activity. Lineage: Eukaryota; Metazoa; Mollusca; Bivalvia; Pectinida; Pectinidae. Gene Ontology annotation, biological process: regulation of DNA-templated transcription. The transcript has 18 exons. The record is from RefSeq and is a predicted model, not a curated record.
AUUGCUUCCGCUUCUUUGCCUUUUGUUGUCGGCAUCGGCGUUUUCAUAUGCAUUGUGAUUUUUACUGAAAGGUUGCUAUAUUUUCAAUUCUCUGUCUGAUGACAAAUUAGAAAUGGAAGAGAAAGACAAAGAAAAGAAACGACAGGGAGGCGAUGACGAGGGCGAUGACAGUGAAGCAAGACGAACAAGCAGACGGAAACGGGCCAGGGUAAAAGUUGAGUACAAGGAGAUGGAUGAACAGCUGGCCAACAUUUCUGAGGAUGAAUACUACUCGGAGGAAGAAAAGAAAGACAAGCCAGACAAACCUGUGCCACCACCUUCAGCUCCAAAAGUUGAGGCUGACCCUGAACCCGCUGAUGAAAGUGAAAAUGAUGACCCUACAGGUCUUGAAGGAGCAGCCUUUCAGAGUCGCCUACCAUUUGAUAAAAUGACCUCACAGGAAGCAGCAUGUUUUCCAGACAUAAUUCAAGGUCCUCCUCAGUCACAGAAGGUGUUCCUAUACCUGAGGAACAGACAGAUUCAACUUUGGUUGGAGAAUCCUAAACAGCAGCUGACAUUUGAGAAUGCCUUACCCCAGAUUGAGGCUCCAUACAACAGUGAUGGGCCUUUAGUGAUGAGAGUACAUGCCUAUUUGGAACGAUUUGGUUACAUAAACUUCGGGGUAUACAAACGUCUAAAGCCAUUACCUGUAAAGAAACACGGGAGAGUCAUCAUCAUCGGGGCUGGUAUAGCUGGACUCACUGCUGCUCGCCAGCUCAUGUCUUUUGGCAUGGAAGUCAUUGUUCUUGAGGCUCGGGACCGGGUUGGAGGUAGGGUAGCCACCUUCCGUAAGGGUAACUAUGUGGCAGAUCUUGGGGCCAUGGUGGUCACCGGUCUGGGUGGUAAUCCUAUCACUGUAAUGAGCAGACAAAUUAACAUGGAACUGCACAAGAUCAAACAGAAGUGUCCUCUGUACGAGACCAAUGGUGGAACGGUACCAAAAGACAAGGAUGAAAUGGUUGAGCGAGAAUUUAACAGAUUGUUGGAGUCUACAUCAUAUCUCUCUCACCAGCUGGAUUUCAACUCUGUUAAUGGCAAACCUGCAUCCUUAGGUCAGGCUUUAGAGGCAGUCAUCAAAAUGCAGGAGAAGCAUGUGAAGGAGAAGCAGUGUGAACAGCAGAGGACCAUCAUCAGCCUUCAGGAAAAACUCAAGAAAAAUCAGACUAUAAUGUUGUCUGUAAAGGACAGGGUUGAAGAGUUACACAGACAAUGGAAGGAAGCGUCGGACGUCAAACCACCACGCGAUAUCACUGCAGAGUUUCUUGUCAAAAGUAAACUACGUGAUCUUAACUCGGCUUGUAAAGAAUAUGAACAAUUACAAGUACAGCAGAAAGAGAUGGAAGAAAAACUACAAGAAAUAGAGAGUACUCCUCCUAGUGAUGUGUACCUAUCAUCUCGAGACAGACAAAUUCUUGACUGGCAUUUUGCCAACUUGGAGUUUGCCAAUGCUACUCCCCUCUCCCUCUUAUCACUGAAACACUGGGACCAAGAUGAUGACUUUGAGUUCUCAGGGAGUCAUAUCACAGUAAGAAAUGGAUACUCCUGUGUUCCUGUGGCUCUGUCUGAAGGUGUUGACAUCAAACUUAACACUGCUGUUCGCAAAGUUACCUGUAACCCUAAUGGCGUGGAAGUGGUGGUGAGUAAUGCCAAAAACAACACGGGGCCCCAGACACUGAAGGGGGAUGCUGUACUGUGUACACUGCCUUUAGGUGUAAUGAAGGAGUGUAUCCGUGGUAACGGUCUUAACAGUGUCCAGUUCGUCCCACCUCUCCCAGACUGGAAGUCUGCAGCAAUACAGAGGAUGGGUUUUGGCAAUCUCAAUAAGGUUGUACUCUGUUUUGACCGUGUAUUCUGGGAUCCCAAUGCUAACUUGUUUGGUCAUGUGGGAAGUACCACAGCCAGCAGGGGAGAGCUAUUCCUGUUCUGGAAUUUGUACAAGGCUCCUGUGCUCCUGGCCCUGGUGGCAGGGGAGGCUGCUGCCAUUAUGGAGAAUGUCAGUGAUGAUGUCAUCGUCGGGCGAUCCAUCGCUGUCCUCAAAGGAAUUUUUGGCAACAAUGCUGUACCACAGCCUAAGGAGACAUUGGUGACACGGUGGAGAGCAGACCCCUGGGCGCGUGGAUCUUACUCCUAUGUGGCAGCUGGCUCAUCAGGUAAUGACUACGACCUGAUGGCCACACCUGUAUCCCUACAGCCAGGUUCUCAGCCUCGAAUGUUUUUUGCUGGGGAACAUACCAUCCGAAACUACCCAGCCACUGUCCAUGGUGCACUGUUGAGUGGCCUGAGAGAGGCAGAACGCAUUGCUGACCAGUUCUUAGGAGCUCCCUAUGCUCUGCCUACUCACACCAAAACGGAGACAAAGACAUGACAUACUCAACUACCUACUCACACCGUAACAGAAACCAAGACACGACAAACUCAACUACCUACUCACACCGUAACAGAAACCAAGACAUGACAGACACAACUACCUACUCACACCGUACCAGAAACCAAGACACGACAAACUCAACUACCUACUCACACCGUAACAGAAACCAAGACACGACAGACACAACUACCUACUCACACCAAAACGGAGACCAAGACACGACAGACACAACUACCUACUCACACCGUAACAGAAACCAAGACACGACAGACACAACUACCUACUCACACCAAAACGGAGACCAAGACACGACAGACACAACUACCUACUCACACCGUAACAGAAACCAAGACACGACAGACUAAACUACCUACUCACACCGUAACAGAAACCAAGACAUGACAGACACAACUACCUAUUCACACCGUAACAGAAACCAAGACACGACAGACACAACUACCUAUUCACACCGUAACAGAAACCAAGACAUGACAGACACAACUACAUACUCACAUCGUAACAGAAACCAAGACACGACAGACUCAACUACCUACUCACACUGUACCAGAAACCAAGACACGACAGACACAACUACCUACUCACACCGUAACAGAAACCAAGACACGACAGACUCAACUACCUACUCACACCGUAACAGAAACCAAGACACGACAAACUCAACUACCUACUCACACCAAAACGGAGACCAAGACAUGACAGACACAACUACAUACUCACACCGUACCAGAAACCAAGACACGACAGACACAACUACCUACUCACACCGUAACAGAAACCAAGACAUGACAGACUCAACUACCUACUCACACUGUACCAGAAACCAAGACACGACAGACUCAACUACCUACUCACACUGUACCAGAAACCAAGACACGACAGACACAACUACCUACUCACACCGUAACAGAAACCAAGACACGACAGACUCAACUACCUACUCACACCGUAACAAAAACCAUGACACGACAAACUCAACUACCUACUCACACCAAAACGGAGACCAAGACAUGACAGACACAACUACAUACUCACACCGUACCAGAAACCAAGACACGACAGACACAACUACAUACUCACACUGUACCAGAAACCAAGACACGACAAACUCAACUACCUACUCACACUGUAACAGAAACCAAGACACGACAGACACAACUACCUACUCACACCGUAACAGAAACAAAGACACGACAAACUCAACUACCUACUCACACCGUACCAGAAACCAAGACACGACAGACUCAACACCUACUCACACCGUACCAGAAACCAAGACACGACAAACUCAACUACCUACUCACACCGUAACAGAAACCAAGACACGACAGACACAACUACCUACUCACACCGUAACAGAAACCAAGACACGACAAACUCAACUACCUACUCACACCGUAACAGAAACCAAGACACGACAAACUCAACUACCUACUCACACCGUACCAGAAACCAAGACACGACAGACUCAACACCUACUCACACCGUACCAGAAACCAAGACAUGACAGACUAAACUACCUACUCACACCGUACCAGAAACCAAGACACGACAAACUCAACUACCUACUCACAACGUAAAAGUUCAACAGAUUGAUAGUAACAGUACCAGAUGGCUCUUACGUGGAUGUCACAAACAAAUGACCCUUUUCUCCACAGAUAAUUUGUCACAAUAGGGUUGCAUUUUUAUAAAAUCCAAUUUGUUUCUACUACACAUAAUUAUACUGAUACUUGAAAGUGUUAUAACAUAUUCCAGGACUGAUAAUCAAUCGUGUGCCAGAAACAUAUGAUUUAAGACUCGGCCAUAGUUAAACAUCAUCAACGGCUACAUGUUCAUAAUUACGUAUAUGGACAUCGUUCAUUGUGUGGCGUCGUCAGACACCCGCUGUUAGGCAUUAUGUGUCAUUGUGUGGCGUCGUGAGACCCUCACUGUAGACAAUGUGGGUCAUUGUGUGACGUCGUCAGACACCCGCGAUAGGUAACUUGGGUCAUUGUGUGGCGUCGUGAGACCCUCCUGUAGGCAAUGUGGGUCAUUGUGUAGCGUCGUCAGACACCCGCGAUAGGUAACUUGGGUCAUUGUGUGGCGUCGUGAGACCCUCACUGUAGGCAUUGUGGGUAAUUGUGUGGCGUCGUCAGACACCCGCGAUAGGUAACUUGGGUCAUUGUGUGGCGUCAUGAGACCCUCCUGUAGGCAAUAUGGGUCAUUGUGUGGCGUCGUCAGAUACCGACUGUAGGCAUUGUGGGUCAUUGUGUGGCGUCGUCAGACACCCGCUAUAGGUAACUUGGGUCAUUGUGUGGCGUCGUGAGACCCUCACUGUAGGCAUUGUGGGUAAUUGUGUGGCGUCGUCAGACACCCGCUGUAGGCAUUGUGGGUCAUUGUGUGGCGUCGUCAGAAACCCGCUAUAGGUAACUUGGGUCAUUGUGUGGCGUCGUGAGACCCUCACUGUAGACAUUGUGGGUCAUUGUGUGACGUCGUCAGACACCGACUGUAGGCAUUGUGGGUCAUUGUGUGGCGUCGUCAUCUGUCCCUUUCUUGAUUUUCAUUUGAUCAUUGAAAUAAUAAUAAUUUCAACAAUUCAUCUGUUUAAAAAAUACCACAACUGAUUCAAAUCAAAACAUCAGAGAAAUAUGUAAGUUAAUUGUUGAAUGUAGUGUGUCGUACGUGAAAUAAAUCAUCUUUUCUAUAA